GCUAUAGUGAUUUUUUGUUUUUGUAUACAAAUUAGUUGAAUAUCAUUAAAUAUCAUAAGGUUAUAACACAAUACAGGGACAUGGUUCGUUUUAGACCAAUGGAUCGAUUUAAGGGUAGCCUACAUAAUAUGUGACACUUUUAGUCCGCACAGCAGUGUAUUUUGCGCCGCAAGUAUUAUUUUGCUUCAAUUAAUGCUAGGAUGCAUAUGGCAGGCAUAAAAUUUCCCAACUUUGCGAAAAUUUGAUAAGAGGGGCGGUGACAACUGGGACUUCCUAUCUAGAAAACAUACCGGACUGGAUGAAGGUAACCUAUAAUUAAAUCGAAAGUAAAAUAAAACUGAUUUUUGUCACACGGAAUUUGGGGUAGUUGCGAUUCAUCUCCAUCGAACAUUUAGCAUGACCUCCGAUGCACAAAUCCACAACAACGACAAAAUAUCGAAACAUAUCACCAAACAAAAUCAAAAGGAUUGUGCAACAAAAUGGAAUGUUUUUCUGCUGACUUUGAGCUUCAUUCUUGGCGCGGAGACGUUCAUUUCUGCGCGUCUAUUGCAUGGUCUUUUCGAGGACAUUUUAAAGGCCCACGAUGAAGUUAAAUAUGGGGAGUAUCCUGUUGAAUGUCUGUACAAAUUUCUAGAUAUAAACAUUCAAACCUAUCAUCAAAUAGACUUGGAAACCUGUGAUUUACUCAUUCACGAGUUCGGCCAUGGAGCCCAAAGGCGGCUGCAGUGGGACAUAAAAAAUGUCAUCUUUGAAUCUAUGGAUGAAUGCAAUAUAAGCCAGAAGUAUCUACCUGCUAUUCAUGUUGGAGCGGAGACUGAACUUCGCCAGCUUAAUCAUCUACCAGGUGAUGGAGCAAAUGAGAGGACUUCAACACAUCGCCUCCGGUGGAAUAAUAUUGAGGAGCAGGUCACUGAAGAUGGCUUAAUGCGUGUCAGCCCUGACGGUGAAAUUAUAGUGCCACAAGAUGGACUUUACUUUGUUUACUCGCAGGUUUAUUUCCAGAUGAUUCCAUCACAACCACCUGGAGGGAACUUUUUUCAAACAAUAUACAAGAGGACAACCACUCACUCACAGCCCAUUCCUCUUGCAAAAGCAAGGGAGGUGCCGAGCUUAGAUCCGACCUUUAACACCCAACUCUUCUCUAGCCACCAGGGGGCACUGUUCCAACUGCAUAAGGGAGACAAACUCUUCCUCUCUGUUUGGGAUAUGAAUGCUGUUCGCUUUCUGCCAGACUCCACAUAUUUUGGUGCAUUUAUGGUCAAAUGAGUUUCAUAUCUAUAUGUAUUAUGAUCAAAUUAUUUCUCUAUAAUUAAGCCUCAGGGAAUAUUCUACAUUUGUUAACAAAGUCAUAUCAUUUCAUAAGAGGUAUUGUAUGUUGCUGUUAUUUAUCUAUAAGACAUAGGCCUACAGUAAAUACACAAUUCAUACCCCAGGCAAAUUUUGAUUUAAUGUUGAUUUUGUUUGUUCUGACUGAAAAUCACACUGCCACAUGCCAAAAGGUUGUAAGAUAAUGUAGUAGAAACAUGGAAUCAAA
Messenger RNA from Alosa sapidissima (American shad), 1534 nucleotides. It is a transcript of the gene tnfsf10l4, whose product is annotated as tumor necrosis factor (ligand) superfamily, member 10 like 4. Gene Ontology annotation, cellular component: membrane. Gene Ontology annotation, molecular function: tumor necrosis factor receptor binding. Gene Ontology annotation, biological process: immune response. The record is from RefSeq and is a predicted model, not a curated record. NCBI's taxonomy places the organism in Eukaryota, Metazoa, Chordata, Actinopteri, Clupeiformes, Clupeidae. Bases 397 to 1266 code for a protein of 289 amino acids. The transcript is spliced from 5 exons.